AAGACAGCAGCAUCAGAGUACCAUCUAUCGCUUCAUCGUGCAGCAGCAGAGCAGCGGUAACAGCUCAUCCAUGGCCAUGGAGAGGUUCUUGACGGCACUUGUCUUCUGCGAGGCGCCGCUGGACGGCUACGGCACAUCGGUGACGGCCACACGUACGAUCACCAAGCUUGUCUCCGGCGGCAGCGCGGCUAAACCGGCGACGGCUAAGAAGGCGGACGCUGAGAAGGAGCAGGGAUUUUUCUCCGGCAAGCCGACGGCGCCGCAGCGGCGUGCUGGGUUCGAGCUGGCGUUCGACGGCAUCAACUGCUUCGACACCGUCGUCAUGCACUAAGUUCGCCAUUUCUUGAUUAUGAGCUGUAUAUAUAGGGCAUAUAGCUAGGGGAUUUGGAUCACCUAGCUAGAAUAUUGAUACAUACGUACCGGUAGGUAUGACGAUUUGUUCAUUUGAUUGUACCGUUUGACUAUUGCAUAAGUUUCAAUACAAGUGAAAGGAAUUUUA
This is a messenger RNA of Lolium rigidum, 499 nucleotides long. RefSeq lists its product as uncharacterized. Bases 71 to 331 code for a protein of 86 amino acids. Lineage: Eukaryota; Viridiplantae; Streptophyta; Magnoliopsida; Poales; Poaceae. The record is from RefSeq and is a predicted model, not a curated record. The transcript has a single exon.